This is a messenger RNA of Erigeron canadensis, 1958 nucleotides long. RefSeq names its product beta-hexosaminidase 1. Gene Ontology annotation, molecular function: beta-N-acetylhexosaminidase activity. Gene Ontology annotation, biological process: glycosaminoglycan metabolic process; carbohydrate metabolic process. Gene Ontology annotation, cellular component: membrane. The coding region runs from base 17 to 1672 and encodes 551 amino acids. The transcript has 15 exons. Lineage: Eukaryota; Viridiplantae; Streptophyta; Magnoliopsida; Asterales; Asteraceae. The record is from RefSeq and is a predicted model, not a curated record.
ACACACACAACAAAAAAUGUCAACCAAAAAAUCCCCAAUUACAAUUCAAAACCCUAAUAAAUCAUUCAUACUUUUUAUUAUUAUAACAAUUUUAUCUCUAAUUACACCAAUUAUCACUUCAAGAACAAUCCUUUCUAAACAUAAUAUAUCAUCAUCAUCAUCAUUAAUCACAUAUUUAUGGCCUUUACCUUCUGAACUCACUUCUGGUAACCAAACACUGACAGUGAACCCCAAUUUAUCCCUUUCGGUUUUCGGAAACGGGUCGAAUUCAGUUAUAGUUAAAGAUGCCUUUGAUAGAUAUAGGAAUAUUAUAUUUAAACAUCAUGUUGGUGAUAAGAAGUUAGUUGGUUAUGAUGUUAGUAAACUUAGUGUUGUUAUUAAUUCUAAUAAUGAAGAGCUUCAACUUGGAGUCGAUGAGAGUUAUACUUUGUUGGUGGUGAAAAAUAAUGGGCUUUCGAUUAUUGGAGAGGUUAAUAUUGAGGCAAACACGGUUUAUGGUGCAUUGCGGGGUUUAGAGACAUUCAGCCAAUUAUGUGGUUUCGAUUAUGGAACUAAAACUGUACAAAUAUACAAAGCACCAUGGUUUAUCAAAGACAAACCAAGAUUUGCCUUUCGUGGGCUUUUGCUUGAUACCUCAAGACAUUAUUACCCGAUAGAAAUAAUAAAGCAAAUAAUUGAUUCUAUGUCAUAUGCUAAACUUAAUGUUCUUCAUUGGCACAUUAUAGAUGAGCAAUCAUUUCCUUUAGAAGUACCUGCAUAUCCAAAGCUUUGGAAAGGUGCAUAUACAAAGUAUGAACGCUAUACUGUAGAGGAUGCUUCUGAAAUUGUUAGCUAUGCUAAAUCAAGAGGUAUCAAUGUUAUGGCAGAGAUUGAUGUUCCUGGUCAUGCGGAAUCAUGGGGUACCGGAUAUCCUGAUCUAUGGCCUUCAGCUUCCUGUAAAGAACCUCUGGAUGUUUCAAAGAAUUUCACUUUUGAGGUUCUUUCGGGAAUUUUAGAAGACAUGCGAGAGAUAUUUCCUUUCGAGCUCUUCCAUUUAGGAGGUGAUGAAGUCAAUACUGAUUGUUGGAGCUCUACCCCACAUGUGAAGCAAUGGCUUCAGGAGAUGAACAUGACGACUAAGGAUGCAUAUCAGUACUUUGUACUCAAAGCUCAAGAGUUGGCGAUAUCCAAGAACCGGACUCCUGUCAACUGGGAAGAAACUUUCAACACAUUUGGCGGAAAACUCAAUCCAAAAACAGUUGUACAUAACUGGUUGGGUGCUGGCGUUUGUCCAAAGGUGGUAGCACAUGGGUUAAAAUGCAUUUAUAGCAAUCAAGGGUUUUGGUAUCUUGAUCAUUUGGAUGUCACGUGGGAUGGGUUUUAUAAUGCUGAACCACUAGAAGGAAUAACUGAUGCUUCUGAACAGAAACUUGUUCUUGGUGGAGAAGUCUGUAUGUGGAGUGAGACUGCUGAUCCCUCAAAUGUUCAGGCAACAAUAUGGCCUCGUGCUGCAGCUGCUGCAGAGCGAUUGUGGACCUCACAGGAAGCCGCGCCAAUAGGCAACGAGAACGCAUUAACCCGGUUGCAGUACUUCAGGUGCCUGUUGACUAGGCGUGGUGUUCAAGCUAGCCCGGUUACUAAUAGUUAUGCUCGAAGCGCUCCAUAUGGUCCAGGAUCGUGCUAUGACCAAUAAGUCGAUACAAGUAUCGAAUUAGCGUUCUCGGAGUUGUAUAUACCAUUGAUCUACGGUUCCCACGGUCCAGGUGAAAAACAGUUGUAAUGCAUGAUCAUGGCUCACAGGUUCUGCAAUUGAGUUGAAUGUGGGUUUAUUUCGAAUUAAAGUUAGCAAAUGUGUGUUGGUGUGAACUGAGCUUUGAAUAUUGUACCUCUCUUUUCUUGUGAUUGAUGAUAUUGUAGAUGUAUUUGAUGGGCAAAUCCAUCUUUAUAUUCAUGAAUUUACAUUUUCUUGGACAUCUAAA